This is a messenger RNA of Solanum tuberosum (potato), 2545 nucleotides long. Its product is annotated as microtubule-associated protein TORTIFOLIA1-like. Gene Ontology annotation, cellular component: microtubule. Bases 170 to 2098 code for a protein of 642 amino acids. NCBI's taxonomy places the organism in Eukaryota, Viridiplantae, Streptophyta, Magnoliopsida, Solanales, Solanaceae. Gene Ontology annotation, molecular function: microtubule binding. The record is from RefSeq and is a predicted model, not a curated record. The transcript has 5 exons.
CCAUUGACUGCCACAUUCACACUUCACUUUCCUUUUUUCCCUCUCAUUUCACCACCGCCACUGUAACCGUCGCCGGCGGUAACUUCAACCUUACUCCGGCGAUCUACACUUCCGUUUCCGGCCUCACUGUUACCUUUCUGCCGACGGAGUAUUUUCCAUUUUGCCAUCAAUGGCGCUACAGAGACAACCUAGUGAUCUGAAAAACAGAGUGAAUACUUGUCUCAAUAGAUUAUCUGACCGUGAUACUCUCACCGUUGCUACGAAUGAGCUGGAGUCUAUAGCUAGGAGUCUUAACAGUGAAGGUUUUGGUGCAUUUUUGACUUGUAUUUCGAGUACGGACUCUUCCGAUAAAUCGCCGGUGCGUCGGCAAUGUGUUCGGCUUAUCGGAGUUCUCUCAGCUUCUCACGGAGAUGCUUUAUCACCGCAUCUAACGAAAAUGCUUUCUACUGUACUCCGGCGACUUCGUGACCCUGACUCAGCUGUUCGCUCUGCUUGUGUAGAAGCUGUUUCCUCCAUUGCGUCGGAAAUUACUCAACCGCCGUUUUCGUCUAUUUUGAAGCCGUUAAUCGACGCUAUUAUGCACGAGCAGGAUAAUAAUUCGCAGAUCGGAGCUUCGCUUUGCCUUGCUGCGGCAAUUGAAGCAUCACCUGAUCCUGAGCCGGCGGAGCUGAAGAAAAUGUUGUCGAAGCUCAUGAAAUUGGUGAAGAAUGAUUCCUUUAAAGCCAAACCGGCGUUGCUGUCGCUCAUUAGUAGUAUUGUUAGUGUUGGUGGUGCUUCCAAUAAGAAUGUAUUGAAUAGCUUGGUUCCAAUUACAGCUGAGUUGUUGAGUAGUGAAGAUUGGACUGUGCGGAAGGCUGCGGCGGAGACAUUGGGACGGUUGGCUGUUUCCGAGAAAGAGUUGUUGUCAGAGUUGAAGGCGUUCUGCAUCACGUCAUUGGAUAGCAGAAGAUUCGAUAAGGUGAAGGUUGUGAGAGAGACAAUGAAUCGGGCGUUAGAAUGGUGGAAGGAAGUUCCAGGUGCUUCAGAUGAUGUUUUGCCUCAAUUACAAUCCAAGUUUCCACAGAAAGAUUGUGUUAGCGGUGCCUGUUCUCCAACUCCUUCCAAAAGUUCGAGUGAUACAGCUACGGAAACCCCUCAGCCGAAGAAAGCAAUCCGCUCAACCAAGUCACUUGCAUCCAGUAGUUCUUCCUCGAUCACCUCCCAGAAAAAUAGUUCUAUUAGGUUCCGCCGCACAAAAUCAAAUGUUACGAGCUCCUGUAAGCUGGAUUUUAGAAAAUCCCCUGAUGCAAAAGCAAAGCACACUGUUUCACAGGCUUCUUUGUUGGAGGUAGCUUGUGAAGAACAGAAGAGUCAAAAUCUUAGAGUUCAAGGUUCAGUGGAUUCAGUUAGUUGUAGCAGUUCAAACUCAGAAGUAAAGUCAACUCUAUUCAACAGACCACCGGAUCAGAAGUUCCACAGAUAUGGUAAUUCACAGUUUGGGUCUCGGGUUAUUCCACUCUUUGAGGACAUGGAUGUACCUGAUGACAACAUCAACGAAGAUGCACUCUUGAGUCAUAGAGAGUACGAGAAUUUCUGUUCUGUCAGCAAACAGCUUGUUCAGAUUGAAAAUCAACAGUCCAGUUUGUUAGACCUCCUGCAGGGAUUUAUUGGCAGCUCACGACAUGGAAUGAAUUCCUUAGAGAAACGUGUAAAUGGUUUGGAGAGAUUACUUGAUGAAAUGCAAUAUGAUUUGGCAAUAACAACAGGGAGGAUUUCAGAUACUGAUUUUACAGGAAGUACAUGCGGCAUGAUCCCUCGUGCAGAAUUUUUGGGUCCUAAGUUUUGGAGAAGUCCAGAAGGGCAAAAUUCACAAUCAAGAAUAUCCUUCUCCACUGGGAGCCAGGAUGUAGUGUAUAGUCAGCCAGAAACGGAUGCUGCCAAGCAGAACAAGAAUAUAUCUUCAGCAAAGCAGUUUAGUAUCAAUCAGAAUGAAGCAUUACGUUCUUUCUCCGGUAGAAGAAAAGAGAGAACAGCUCGAGAUGGCGAAACUGCAGGUUUUUGUCAUGUCAGUAGGCUUAACGGAACUUCAUUCACAAAUUGCAUACAGCAGCAAACUUGAGCCUUAGCAGGUUUUGCGUAGUUAGUCUCAAUGCUGAAAUAUUUGGAUAGUCUUUGUCCCAUCUGAAUCUGGGCAGGGAAAACCAUGUACUUGAAAAGUUCAAAGCUGUUUGCUGUGAAGAGAAGUCCAAGGAAUUUAUCAGAGACCAAGACAAAUUUUCAAUAAUUAUACCUGGUCAUUUGGUUAUGUUUAAGGGCCAGUGAGGGCAAGAAAUGGGGGGUCUGUACAGAAGCUCUGAAUGUUGUUAAAUCCUGUUUAUGUUUAUUUAUUCUGCUUUCUGAUUCUAAUAAUCCAAUGAUUGUUCUGUGAAAUGCUAUUCUUCCAAAGGAGGAAAGUGCAAAUAUUAGUCAAAUUGGGGCCCUUUCCUAUUGAUAUCGACGACUAUAGGAUUUGAAAAAUAAUUCUGUUGAUUCACACUAGGACUUGUUUUGUUCCCUGGUUGUCGAC